AUGGCCGUACGAAAGUAUCUCCACCAGGACUUCAAGGCUUGGCACGCACGUCUACUGGCGAGGAGGGAUAUUGAGGCAGCGUUGGACAAGUUUACGAGGCAGUCCCGGAAAGCGUCGCACGGCCAGUGUGACAGAGUACAUGACAUCAUGGAGAGCAAGCUCGUUCACGACUUCGUCGGACCCGACGGUUCCCGCUUCUUGGACGGUCCAGACGAGGAGCUGCGCCUUGUCUGGGGCUUCGCUUUUGAUAGCUUCGAUCCUCAUCACAUGAAACCCGGUCGCCGAGGCAUCUCUUCAACCGCGAUCUACCUCAUUCUCAUGAAUUUGCCUCCAGAUCUCCGCUAUCGCGAAGAGAAUAUGUUCUUGGUUGGCAUGAUCCCA
Messenger RNA from Rhodofomes roseus, 381 nucleotides. RefSeq lists its product as uncharacterized. The annotation marks the transcript as partial. The transcript has a single exon. Lineage: Eukaryota; Fungi; Basidiomycota; Agaricomycetes; Polyporales; Fomitopsidaceae. The record is from RefSeq and is a predicted model, not a curated record.